UACAUCCAUGUGAUGGAUUUGGCUGAUGGACAUAUCGCUGCGCUAAGGAAGCUGUUUGAUGAUCCAAAGAUAGGCUGUACUGCCUACAAUCUAGGGACUGGAAGAGGAACGUCUGUGUUAGAGAUGGUUACAGCUUUUGAGAAAGCUUCUGGCAAGAAAAUACCGAUCAAGCUUUGUCCGAGAAGGCUAGGAGAUGCAACGGCAGUUUAUGCCUCAACAGAGAAAGCUGAGAAAGAACUUGGCUGGAAGGCAAAGUAUGGAGUGGAGGAGAUGUGCAGAGACCAGUGGAAUUGGGCAAACAACAAUCCAUGGGGUUACCAGAAGAAGCGUUGAACUUUACUCUUCCUCUCUAAUCGCUCAAUAUACAAAAGAAAAGUGUUUACAUACACACAUCAUAUAUAGUUUGCUUUUAGUUUCCAUGUAACCGAACGGGUCUGUUUACUUCUAUGAAUAAAAUAGCUAGUUGAUGAUUCUGUUGA
Messenger RNA from Brassica oleracea var. oleracea, 479 nucleotides. RefSeq names its product bifunctional UDP-glucose 4-epimerase and UDP-xylose 4-epimerase 1-like. The transcript is spliced from 4 exons. Gene Ontology annotation, molecular function: RNA binding. Gene Ontology annotation, cellular component: cytosol. The record is from RefSeq and is a predicted model, not a curated record. Gene Ontology annotation, biological process: rRNA processing. Lineage: Eukaryota; Viridiplantae; Streptophyta; Magnoliopsida; Brassicales; Brassicaceae. The coding region runs from base 13 to 333 and encodes 106 amino acids.